Aedes albopictus (Asian tiger mosquito) is the source of this 2353-nucleotide messenger RNA. RefSeq lists its product as uncharacterized. Gene Ontology annotation, molecular function: long-chain fatty acid-CoA ligase activity. Bases 174 to 1799 code for a protein of 541 amino acids. The transcript has 2 exons. The record is from RefSeq and is a predicted model, not a curated record. NCBI's taxonomy places the organism in Eukaryota, Metazoa, Arthropoda, Insecta, Diptera, Culicidae. Gene Ontology annotation, biological process: fatty-acyl-CoA biosynthetic process; long-chain fatty acid metabolic process.
CAUGCUUUUUUCGUACAGACAACAACACCACUAGAUAAGAAUACGUAGUUAAUUUUAUUUGACAUAAUCUCAUCGCUGGGGUCCUCUGCUUUUAUCAGGAGAAAACCGAAUUUACUAGUCACGGCUGCAUAAUCGCAUCUACUCAGUUCUGAUCGGACAGUCUGAAGCGAGAGAUGUCCCACAACAAAGAAUAUGUUCUCUAUGGCGGACAACUGAAGUCCAACAUCCACUGCGGAUGUUCCUCACUGGGAGCGUUGAUUAUUCAACGCUUGAAAGAACACGGAAAUGAAGUUGCAUUUAUUGAUGCUGUGUCCGGCAGGACUAUGACCUUUCAACAAAUACUGGAAAGUUCUACGAGCGUUGCUAGCCGCAUGAAGCAUUACGGUCUUGGAAAGAGAUCCACCAUUGGCAUUAUGAGCGAAAAUCGUCUAGAAUACUCGAUCGCAGCAUUUGCUACCAUUUUUGUAGGAGGCAUCCUCAUUCCACUGAAUCCUAAUUACACUCCGACAGAAUUUCAGCACGUACUAAAUCUAAUCAAACCCCAAUCGAUCUUUACAUCUGCCAGAGCUUGCGGUACGCUUAAGUCAGCCAUGUCGGGAGAUUCAUCAAUCAAAUUCAUAGUUUCGUUUGACAACGAGGUUGACGAGCCGUGUAUGAAGCCUUUCGGUGAGUUCCUGAAAAGUGGCACGAGAGAAUCGAUCAUACCUGAUCCGGUAAUUCUUAAAAAUGACGUUGCCAUUAUGGUUCAUUCAUCUGGAACUACCGGUUUGCCGAAGGCAGUUCAACUGACACACUUCAACGUAAUGACCGUCGUUGCGUACAUGCGUGAGGAUCCCCGAAUGAACGAACUAUCCGUCCCAAUUCGUAUUUUAGGACUUCUUCCAUUUUACCAUGUCUAUGGUUUUAUGCUGAUGCUGAACGUUUGUUGCAAUCGGUAUUCGAUGGUAGUACUGCCUCGUUUUGAACCAGAUCUUCUGUUACGAAGCAUUCAAGAUCAUAAGGUUACAAUGGCACACUUGGUUCCACCGUUGGUCGUGUUUCUAGCAAAACAUCCAUCCGUUGAGCAGUAUGAUUUGAGUUCACUACAGGCGGUACUCUGCGGAGCUGCUCCCCUUAGCUUGGACAUAGAGCUGCAGGUGGUUCGUAGAUUACCUCACAUUCAGAAUAUUCGAAACACAUAUGGGAUGAGUGAGGCUUCCUUGGGUGUACUAUCGAAGAUCAAUGGGAAACCAGGGACUGUUGGACGUGUUCACAAAACCACCUGGAUGAAGGUAGUUGAUAUUGAAUCAGGGAAAACAUUGGGACCUUAUCAGGUUGGAGAAAUAUGUAUCAAAGGUCCUCUAGUUAUGAAGGGAUAUUACAAAAACGAGCAAGCAACUCGAGAGACGAUUGAUUCUGAUGGUUGGUUACACAGUGGAGACACCGGCUAUUUCGAUGACGAAGGGGAUUUUUUCAUCGUGGAUCGAAUCAAGGAGCUCAUCAAGUACAAGGGAUUUCAGGUGGCACCGGCAGAGGUGGAGGAUAUUUUGUUGAGUCAUCGCAAGAUACGGGAUGCAGCAGUAGUUGGGAUUCCAGACGAGGAAAGUGGAGAGCUGCCAACAGCGUUUGUUGUGCUUCAGGAAGGUGAACAACUUUCAGUGGCUGAUGUUCAACGGUUUGUGGCGUCUAAACUAUCUCCUCAGAAGCAUCUUCGCGGGGGUGUAUAUUUCCUGCAAGAGAUUCCAAAAACCGGAAGUGGCAAAAUACUUCGCCGUGAGUUAAGAGAUCGGUUUUUGGGAAAGACGACAUCGAAGUUAUGAACAAUAUUAGAAGCAAUACAUUCACAAUGGAAUAGACGGGUAAUGAGGCAUUAGACACAAAAGAACAUGUGCUUUUUAUAAUUCAAAUCUCAAUUUGUUCAUCGAGCACAUGUUCUGUUGUGCACAAGGAUGUCAAACUAGAUGUGAAAGCAUUUUUAACAGUGUAAUAAUAAUAAUAAUUUUGUGCUCAUUUGAGCAUGACCAAUUGAAAGCGUGGUGUGGUCAACUCAAACGGGCUUCUUCACUCAUCAAAAAGUUAAUAAAUAAAUAAAUAAAAAAGAAAAAAAAAACAAGAAUAACACUGCUUGACAAAAUUUAAAAAAAAUAGUGAUAUGGGAGGAAAAAAAACAGGGUUUUGGGACCCUAGAAGUGUCAUAGUGAAAGAAUUUUUGAAAAAUAUUGGACCUGGCCUUCACAGUUGAUGACUGAAGUUUGUAUGGAGAACUUGAGGUGUGCUUUAAUUAGUUUCGUUAUUUUCAAACAGAUUUUCAUUAUUUUUUCACGAAUGCUAUUCUAGGGACAUUGUAGAUUGUACAUUGUAGAUUGUAGAUAUA